Messenger RNA from Macaca mulatta (Rhesus monkey), 3983 nucleotides. RefSeq names its product sorbin and SH3 domain containing 3 (gene SORBS3). Gene Ontology annotation, biological process: cell-substrate adhesion. Lineage: Eukaryota; Metazoa; Chordata; Mammalia; Primates; Cercopithecidae. The record is from RefSeq and is a predicted model, not a curated record. Gene Ontology annotation, molecular function: protein binding. Gene Ontology annotation, cellular component: nucleus; cytoplasm; cell-substrate junction.
CAUCCUGACCAAUCUGGGUGACCAAUCAGUUAAAUUGGUUUAGGAAGAACUUGCCCUAGAUUGGUUGAUGCAUAAUUUUUAUUUUUACUAAUUAUCGGGUUUUUCUCUCUGAUCUCUGCAUUGAAAAUUAUUUCCUAAGCCAUAAAGAUUUGUUGAGGUACCAUUCUAGAAUCCCCAAUAUUUAUUCUAGUUGUUAUAGUAACAGUGGAACCCAAGUUUCUCCUAAAGCAUUACUCAGCUUUCCUUGCCCAGGCAGAAAAGAUGUCAGAGGGAGGGUGAACCCAAGGCCCAUCUGUGGGUAUGGGCUCCAAUUUCCUAAAUUGUCUGUGGUUAUAACCAUGGCUUCCACCUUGUCUGGCACCCGGUCCACAUCUUUUCUGAGAUCUGCUAGAAGGUGAGUAAAGGACAGCAUAGGAAGGCCCAACAGUGGAUUGAGGAGGGUCGGGUUAUCUGGAGGACAGGGCGCAAAACUGGCUUCCCACAGUCCCUUUCAGUAUUGCUGUGAUGAGAUGCCCGGAGGAAGGCUGUCAGAAAGAGCAGAUGUGUGUAGAGGAAGAAAGUUGUGUAGUGGAAGGACAGUGUUGUUUACUCUUAUCUUGAGUGUGAGUAGAGAACUGUAUUAACAAUAGGGCUUUGUGCAAUUGACAGAGUGUGAAAAAGGGAGCCUAUAUUACAUUGGGGCUUGGGACCUGACCUGCCUAUAUCUAGCCAGCCAGAGUGAAUGGGGUCAGUGUUAGCUGCCUUCAUCUAUGCAGUCACAAAGGUAAAGAUGAUACUGGAGAGUAUAUUCCCUCCCAGGAGGCCCUGGCCUCACACCCCUGCCACCUUGGCAAGACCUGCUAAAUAACACCUUUGUCUGAGACAGGGUUAUGCCUCAUCUCCUCUUCUAUGCCCUCAUGACAAGUCUAGGUGGCUUCAGAUCAAGAAGCGAGGCCAUGGAGGCAGACUGUCCCUCUCAGCGGCUCUAAAGUAGGGCCCAGCACACUGCCUUCCAGUCAGAGCCCUAGAGAAUAAGAGAAGCUUGCUGCUGGUGAGGGGGUAUGGCCAGGAUUCCUGGAGUCGGAAGAGCUUCAGCUUCACCAUCUUGGGAGAAGAAGGAAGAAAGUGAAAGUGAUGUGGUCCUUCUUAGUCCCAAGGACCCUGACAGAGGACACGCAGAGGAGCAGCUGGCUCGCCCUGAGUCCUCCAACCUUAACCCAAGCAUGCAGGGCCCACCCCGAAGCCUCCCUGCCGGGCUCAGCCUGGACGACUUCAUCCCUGGCCACCUCCAGUCCCACAUAGGGUCUUCCUCCCGGGGGACACGGGUGCCCGUGAUCCGGAAUGGUGGCUCCAACACCCUUAAUUUCCAGUUCCACGACCCCGCGCCCAGGACUGUGUGCAAUGGCUGCUACACACCAAGACAAGAUGCUUCCCGGCACCCGGACCCCACGUGUUAUCAGACGUGGCCAGGCCCUGGGAGCAAGCCCUCUGCAAACACAAAGAUCCCUGCCUCCCAGCAUGCCCAGAACUGGUCAGCCACGUGGACCAAGGACAGCAAGCGUCGGGACAAGCGCUGGGUCAAGUACGAGGGAAUCGGGCCCGUGGAUGAGAGCGGAAUGCCUAUUGCCCCGAGAUCCAGUGUUGACAGCCCCAGAGACUGGUACCGGAGAAUGUUCCAGCAGAUUCACCGGAAAAUGCCAGACCUGCAGCUGGACUGGACCUUCGAGGAGCCACCCAGAGACCCCAGGCAUCUAGGAGCCCAGCAAAGACCUGCCCACAGGCCCGGCCCGGCAGCAUCUUCCAGUGGAAGAAGCUGGGACCACUCUGAAGAGUUACCUAGAAGCACCUUCAGCUACAGACCUGGAGCGUUCUCCACUGUGCUGCAGCCCCCAAAUCAGGUGCCCAGACGCCGAGAAAAAGGAGACAAUGUCUGGACAGAAGAGUCGUGGAACCAGUUUCUGCAGGAACUAGAGACUGGGCAGAGGCCCAAGAAACCGCUGGUGGACGACCCUGGUGAGAAGCCCUCCCAGCCCAUUGAGGUGCUGCUGGAGAGAGAGCUGGCCAAGCUGAGUGCCGAGCUGGACAAGGACCUACGGGCAAUUGAGACCCGACUGCCGUCCCCCAAGAGCUCGCCUGCGCCCCGGCGGGCCCCGGAGCAGCGGCCCCCGGCCGGCCCGGCCUCAGCCUGGAGCUUCAGCUCUCCGAAUGCACCUUACCUGGGUUCCGCCCGGUCCCUGAGCCCCCGCAGAAUGGCUGAUGGAGGAAGCCCCUUUCUAGGUCGGAGGGACUUUGUCUACCCUUCCUCAACCCGAGACCCUAGUGCCUCUGACGGAGGGAUCAGCCCAGCCAGGAGGGAAGAGAAGAAGAGGAAGGCCGCCAGGCUCAAGUUUGACUUCCAGGCGCAGUCUCCCAAGGAGCUGACUCUGCAGAAGGGUGACAUUGUCUACAUCCACAAGGAGGUGGACAAGAACUGGCUGGAGGGAGAGCACCAUGGCCGCCUAGGCAUCUUCCCUGCUAAUUAUGUGGAGGUGCUGCCUGCAGAUGAGAUCCCCAAGCCCAUCAAGCCCCCGACCUACCAGGUGCUGGAGUAUGGAGAGGCUGUGGCCCAGUACACCUUCAAGGGGGACCUGGAGGUGGAGCUGUCCUUCCGCAAGGGAGAGCACAUCUGCCUGAUCCGCAAAGUGAAUGAGAACUGGUACGAGGGGCGCAUCACGGGCACGGGGCGCCAAGGCAUAUUCCCCGCCAGCUACGUGCAGGUGUCUCGUGAACCCCGGCUCCGGCUCUGUGACGACGGCCCCCAGCUCCCCGCAUCUCCCCGCCUGACUGCUGCCGCCCGUUCAGCCCAUCACCCCAGCUCCCCCUCAGCCCCGCGCAGCCCAGCUGACCCCACCGACUGGGGAGGGCAGACCUCCCCCCGCCGCACUGGCUUCUUCUCCACCCAGGAGCCUAGACCCCAGACCCAGAAUCUUGGCACCCCUGGUCCAGCUCUGUCCCACCCUCGAGGUCCCAGCCAUCCCCUGGACCUGGGGACCUCUUCUCCUAACGCCUCUCAGAUACACUGGACCCCGUACCGGGCGAUGUACCAGUACAGGCCCCAGAACGAAGACGAGCUGGAGCUGCGAGAGGGGGACAGGGUGGAUGUCAUGCAGCAGUGUGACGAUGGCUGGUUUGUGGGUGUCUCCCGGAGGACCCAGAAAUUCGGAACAUUCCCUGGAAAUUACGUUGCCCCGGUGUGAGUGGUCUCCAUGGCAACUUGGAGCCAGCCAGGAUGGGGUGGGGAGCAGUGGCACUCGUGGGAGGGACAUGACCCCCGCCCACAUCCUCCUUCCCCAGGACCUGAGCUCCCGGCAUCUGCAGACGACCCCGACCCCCGCAGCCUUUCCCUCGGACCCCCCUCGAAGCCCCCUGGACUGAUUCCCACCCACGACUCACAGACAUUCCUCCCACAGCCCUUUCAUUUCCUCCCCACCCCACUCCCCAAAUACAGAGGUCCGCUUUGAAGUGGAGACCAUUUCCAGGCCUUAUUGAGACCAGACCCCAAGUCCCCCACCCCCAUCCUGCUCCAGCUUUCCUCUAACAGGGACCAGCGCUCCGCUUUGCCCCCAGGGGGUUCCUCUAACCAGGACCAGCUUCCUAGCCUCCUAGAGACCAAAGGCCGCCCCCGCCUGCUGGGGUUCCUCCCACCCCCCCAGCUUGCCGGCUGCCCACUUUGCCUUCUGGCCUCCAGCUGGGCGUGGGGGGCGGAGCAAGGCGGGGGACAGCAGCACCUUCUUAGCGAUCCAGGCCUGGCAAGAGCUCUGGCCCCAAGGCUACCUCUUCCCAGGGGCUAUCAAGUCCUGGGCCUGGUCCUGGAAUAUCACCCCGCACUGUGGGGCCGGGCACCACUAGCCUGGCUCAAAUGUUCCCCAGGGAGACUGCUGUGUGCUGCCCGCCUGCCUGCUAGCUCUCCCCCAGCCCCACGUCCCCUCUGGAAGAGAAUGUAAAAUAAACCUGGACACAAGGGA